UGAAACAUGGAGGUGAAGAAAGAUGAGAACAGUUUCUUAGGAAACAUGAAAGAAGAGAUUAUUAAUCAGAAUAUAAAAGAAGAAGAAACAGAAGAAGAUCAGAUUCUAAAGAAGAGAAUCACAAGCCACCCUUUGUAUGGGCUUCUUCUUCACUCACAUCUCAACUGUUUAAAGGUGUGUUCCGGCGACCUUGACUCACCGGAGAUCAUGAACACGGCGGAUGAUCUUUCCCUAACCAAACUCUCUAUCCACUCUGAUAUUUCCCCCGAAGCUACAUCUUCAGAACUUGAUCAAUUCAUGGAAGCGUAUUGCUUGACUCUACGAGAGCUCAAGGAAGCAAUGGAGAAGCCUCUUAUGGAAACGCACCGUUUUGUGGAUGCGGUGUACAAUCAGCUAAACGACAUCGUCAUGUCAUCAUCAUCUCCUUAAAAAGGGGUGACAUGAACAACUGUUUGGAUGAACAACUAUUAUCUUCAAAGUUCCAAACCAUUCUGCCAGCUUACUUGUGUACGUACGUACUCAAGUCUCAUUGUGCUGCUGCGUUUUCGGAACGCGUUUGUAGAAUCGCUCGCUUGAUGGUGUAAUCUUAGUUUACGAACAAAUUAUUAUCAUGCAUGCUCUCUUCGUUUUGUAAUUUUAAUUUAAU
This is a messenger RNA of Capsella rubella, 646 nucleotides long. RefSeq names its product protein KNATM. Gene Ontology annotation, molecular function: DNA binding. The record is from RefSeq and is a predicted model, not a curated record. Lineage: Eukaryota; Viridiplantae; Streptophyta; Magnoliopsida; Brassicales; Brassicaceae. Gene Ontology annotation, cellular component: nucleus. The transcript has 3 exons. Bases 7 to 429 code for a protein of 140 amino acids.